This is a messenger RNA of Myotis myotis, 3881 nucleotides long. RefSeq names its product phosphofurin acidic cluster sorting protein 2-like. Gene Ontology annotation, biological process: protein localization to plasma membrane. Lineage: Eukaryota; Metazoa; Chordata; Mammalia; Chiroptera; Vespertilionidae. The coding region runs from base 37 to 3120 and encodes 1027 amino acids. The transcript has a single exon. The record is from RefSeq and is a predicted model, not a curated record. Gene Ontology annotation, molecular function: transmembrane transporter binding.
GCCCGCUCGCCCACUGUGCUCAACACGCCAGUGCCCAUGACUUUCUUCUCUACCUGGGAGGUGGACUGCUCCAGACCUAGCUGCGUGCCCAGAUUGUGCAGCGUCACUUUAAAGAAGCUGGUGGUCUUGAAGGAGCUGGAGAAGGAGCUCGUCUCCUUGGUGAUAGCAGUGCAGAUGCAGGGCUCCAAGGGCAUCUUGAGAUCCCAUGAGAUUGUGCUGCCCAGCAGCGGGCCAGUGGAGACUGACCUGGCGCUGACCUUCUCCCUGGAGUACCCCCACUUCCUCAAGAGAAAAGGCAACCAGCUGCAGAUCAUGCUGCAGCAGAGGAAGUGCAGUAACAACCGGACCAUCCUGGGCUACAGGACACUGGCCACAGGGGCCGUCCACAUGGCGGAGCUGAUGCAGCGACCCCCUGAGGGUGGCCAGGUGCUGAGCCUCAGCAGCAGGAUCCGGGGGUCCUCCAUCACGGUGGCUGAGAUCUGGAUCUCCUCCCUAUCCAGUCAGCCCAUCGACGACGAGGAUGGCAGCAUGCAGGCCAGCCCCAAGGCCAAGUCCAUGGAUAGCCUCAUGGAGGGGAAAUCUGAAAGCUUCACUGAGCUGGACGACAGCUGCAAUCUCACACACAGGCACGACCUGGAAGAAGCUGACUUUGACCUGGGGCAGCCCAAGAAGCAGCAGCGAUGCAUGCAACGAAACUUGAAGCAGAAAGCCAUGGCACCGCUUCCCAGGUCCAACAUGUCAGAAGAAGUCCUGGACUCGGAUCAGGACCCUAAGGAGCAUGUCCCUGAGGUGGCGGAGGACCUGGACCUUCUCUAUGACACCCUUCAGAAUCCCAGCGACAGUGGCCCAGACAUGGAGGACGAUAGCAGCAUCCCCAGCAACACCAAGCCCAAGGCCAGACAAUACUCUGAUGGCCUGGCACACUCCAGCUGGCAGACGGAGGCGAGGAGCUUACACAGUGCCCGGAGCCAGAAGGAGCCUCCUCCGCCGGCCGACAUGCCCGGGAAGACCCAGGGCCCGGGCGGCAAGCUGUUCAGUGGCAGUGCCUCUGACUCGAUGGCCUGCAGCACCCCACCCUCCAAGGUGGUCAAGAGCUGCAUCUUCUCCCAAUCGAGCCCGACCGUCAACCACCUGGACAACGCCAUGCCGGCCAGCACCGAGGUGGAGGCCACGCAUAACUUCUCUGAGGGAGAGCCUGAGAUCGUCUGCUCUGAGCUGGAGGUCAGCUACAAUGCCUCCUACAGGCAUGACCUGGACGAGGAUGACUUGGACCUGGAGAAACCGAUAGGAAGGAGCAGGUCCACAAUCAAGCAACAGAACUACCAGCAGAGAGUCGCAGAGUGGCUGCACAGGUACCAAAUGACGCUGGAGGUCCUGGACUCGGAGCAGGAGUCUGAGGAGGAAGUCCCCGAUGUGGACAAGGACCUGGCCUUUCUGUUUCAGAGCGUGGUGUGCCCCAUGGACAGUGGCUCAGACAUGGAGGAGGAUGACCGUCUCCCAACCCCUCCCAUGCCUGAGCUCAUGUCAUAUUCUGAAAGCCUGUCCAGCCCAGAUAUGGAGGAGGACGACAGAGUCCUCAGGACCCACAGGCCCAGAUUAUACUGUGAAAGCCUUUCAAGCGACAGUGGCUCCGACUGGGGGGCCCACAGCAUGCCCCACCCUGGGGAGCAGCCGGCACAGCCUGGGGACAGCCCGGAGGCAGGGACCUCUGCCCAGGACAUGCUCACUACGAGGCGCACCACCAAGACCGAGUCUCUGGUCAUCCCUUCCACCAGCUCCAAGGGGAAGCAGCCCGCCCGCCGGGGCUGGAGCAGGUCCCUGAAUGAGUCGGCCAACAGCCUGAUCAAGGAGCGCUGUCCGGCCCCACAGAGCCAACUGCAGGUCCCCGGUCAGACUGUGUUCGACCAACUGAACCACAGCCUCAUCUCCAACGACUAUCUGCCCAAGAACAUCAUCCUCAUCAACACCUCCGACAGGCGGGGGCAGUCCCUGUCCGACGUCCUGCAGCAGCACGCGCUGCCCGUCGUGUGCACCGGCUCCAUGGUGGAUGUCCAGGAGGCCUUCAGCUCCAUCAUCUCCUGGAUACAAAGAUACCGCAACUGCAAUACCGAGGCCACCAUGCCAGUGAAGAUCGCGGUGGCGGGGGACCAGCACUACUUCAGCACCGUGCUGCGGGUCUUUGUGCAGCAGCUGUCCCACAAGGCCCCGGACUGGCUGGGCUACAUGUGCUUCCUGGUCAUCCCGCUGGGUUCCCACCCCUUGGCCAGGUACCUGGGCUCCGUGGAUUGCCGCUACCACAAACUCUUACGGGACCUGGCCUGGUGGGAACUGUUCUACCACCUGGAGGCCCAGGAUGCGGUGCAGAACAUUGUGUUGAAAAUCAGAGAGUACCUCACGGGGGCCAACUGUGUCCUCCAGCUGCCCAUCGCAGAGGCCAUGCUCAUCUCUAAGCCGAAGAGCCCGGACGAGCUGUCCUCGCAGAAGUUCCUUCCCUUUGUGGGGGCCGUGAAAGUUGGAAGAGUGGAGCCAAUUUCAGCCACGUCAGGAGACUCAGCUGAAGCCGUCCCCUCGUGCUCCAAUGUGCUUCUGUCCACCGCCAGGGAGGCCACACACAAGCUCAUUUCCUUGUCGUCAGUGAGUGGGGGCCUGUCCUCCCCCGGCCAGAGUGGGGGUGCUGAGCUGAUGGAGCUGCAGGUGGAUUACUGGACGGCAGCCCAGCCCACAAACAGGAAGAGGAGCGCGGAGAAGGAAGACCUGCCCGCCACCAAAAACACACUCCGGUGCACCUUCAGGUCUCUCCAGGUCAGCAGGCUGCCCAGCAGCGGCGAGGCUGCAGCCACGCCCACAAUGGCCAUGACUGUGAUCACCAAGGAGGAGAAAAAGAAGGAGAUGUUUUUGUCCAAGAAAGACAAGGGCACGAACUUGGAGUCCAACAGCCAGUGCAUCCAGGGCAUCGGCCGCUUGGUCUGCUCAGCCCAGAACCAGGAGCACAGGCAGCGGGUCCUCAUUGACGGCGUGGAGUGGAACGACGUGACGUUCUUCCAGCUGGCAGCCCAGUGGUCCUCCCACGUCAAGCACUUCCCUGUCUGCAUCUUCGAACACAACAAUUCCACCUUCUAGCCCUGUCCCUCCCCCUGCCCUUCACUCUGCCUGGGCCAAGCCCAGGAGGACCCAGCUGCUUUUCUGCCAACAGUUCAGUUUACUAUAGACACAGACCCUGGAAACACAGAGAAACUGUUUUGAAUUUGAAUGCGCUCACAGCCUGGAACCUAAGGGGGUUGCCCUCACUGAGACCCCCAUAUGCUCUGUUCAAUAACCAGAAAGGUCCGGCAGGUGGGAGGUCAGGAGAUCAUAGUUGAGCUGGAGCAUCAUGGAAGGUGUGUUUUGACCUCAGGACCCCCAGCACUGUCAGUGAGAAGGCUUCUGGCCUUGGAGACCUGCCCUUCCUGGAAACCAGGGCUCAGCUUAACCCUGGGAGCCGGCACCAGCCUGUGCCCAGACACAGAGCUGGGCGGCCAGAGGCAAAGAGCUGGCCUCCCAUUGGGGCAUCCGGAGCACAACACGGGGGCCAGCCAGCCCAGCCUUAGACCCCAGCUGCCAACCAACCAAGUGGCCCCAGCACCAUCCACUUAUGGUUCCCAAUGAACUCCGGUCUCACAGGGUGUCAUAACAAAAAAGAGCUGUACGAUGCAGAUCACACAGGCACACGGGGUGGAAUCACCGGUGCCCUCCUUGCUGAGCAGCGACCCACCUUCGUCCCUACCUCUUCAGGUUAUCACAGAACAUUUGCUGCCACCCAACAGCUGUACCAACUAUUUACAAGGUGAGCAGCCUGCCCCUCCACAGCACAGUGGUCAUGUGGCCCCUUGCUGGCUGUGAAC